Brugia malayi is the source of this 1170-nucleotide messenger RNA. Its product is annotated as cDNA sequence BC017158, putative. NCBI's taxonomy places the organism in Eukaryota, Metazoa, Nematoda, Chromadorea, Rhabditida, Onchocercidae. The transcript is spliced from 5 exons. The record is from RefSeq and is a predicted model, not a curated record. Bases 1 to 1170 code for a protein of 389 amino acids.
AUGCCGAAAUAUACAGAAUAUUAUGAUGGAGAAGUGUUCAGUACGUGUACCGUUAGCUCAAAAUAUAAUAGUUUUACGGGAAUGCGAUACGCUGCAUAUUGGAAAUUGCUUCUGCGAGAUAUAUUUAUGCCUCGAGGCUAUCCACAGAGUGUUUCUCCAGAUUAUAUGAACUAUCAAAUGUGGGAUACUAUUCAAGCUUUUGCUAGUUCUAUGAGUUCAGCGUUGUCUACCGAAGCAAUAUUGCGGGGUGUAGGCGUAGGAAAUAAGGCUGCAUCAACAAUGGCAGCAGCAGUUGCAUGGUUACUAAAAGAUGGUAUUGGAAUGCUUGCACGGAUUUUGUUUGCAUGGCUUUAUAGUCCAUAUUUAGAUGCCGAUUGUAAGCAGUGGCGAUUAAUUGCUGAUUGUUUUAACGAUUUAGCAUUCUGUUUAGACUUAAUUACGCCAAUUUUUCCCAGUCUUUUUAUGCCUAUUAUAUGCUUAUCAUCAAUGAUACGUGCUGUUGUUGGUGUAGCGGGUAGUGCCACACGCACUACAGUUACCAAUCAUCAAGCUAUAUUGGAUAAUGUGGGAGACGUUGCGGCGAAAGAUGGUUCGCAGGAGACACUAAUCAAUGUUUUCGCUCUUCUUUGUAGCCUGCUAUUGCUUCCUGUUGUUAGCAGAAAUAUCGUUUCUGUUUGGUUGUUAUUCUCUCUUUUUACCUUUAUUCAUUUGUAUGGCAAUUAUCGUGCAGUUAAAUCACUGCAAUUCAGGACGCUGAAUCAGUCGCUGCUUCGAAUUGUUGUAAAAGAUUAUAUCGAGACAAGAAAGAUUAGUACUGUUAGCGAAAUGAAUAGUAAGGAACCGAUACUAUUACAUUGGAGUUCAUCACGGCACUACUAUGGAUGUCGUUUAUCUGAUGUGUCAGCUUCGUCUAAUAAACUUUCAUUUGUGUGUUCGAAAUUUACUGUUAUCUGUGAUUUGAGGAGUAACUACGGUUAUGUAUCAAUGGCUAGUAUAUCCAAUAUAUCUGAUCAACUUCGAGCUGCACUCUGCUUGGAAUUAAUGUUAAAUAUGAGAGCACCUCCAUCACCACUAGAAUUGGACGAAUUUGUUGAGAAUUUGAAGUCAGGAGGUUGGCUAAUCAAUAAGCAUCGGCUUGUAUUCGAUCGGUGGACCUAUUCUGAAAAAUAA